This is a messenger RNA of Opisthorchis viverrini, 4765 nucleotides long. RefSeq lists its product as hypothetical. The transcript is spliced from 19 exons. The coding region runs from base 22 to 4464 and encodes 1480 amino acids. The record is from RefSeq and is a predicted model, not a curated record. NCBI's taxonomy places the organism in Eukaryota, Metazoa, Platyhelminthes, Trematoda, Opisthorchiida, Opisthorchiidae.
AUUCGUCGGAUCAUCCGUAAAAUGGCGAAUGCCUUUUGGGCCGAUCUCUCAUGGUGCAGUGAGGAGGACAAGUUUGAGGAGACCCAGAUGCCCAAAUCCUUUUUGGCAUCUAUCCUCAUGAUGUUUUCCGGUCAUUUCUCACCAUGCAUAACAAAGGCAUUCGCUGAGUCUCCUCCAAACGACAUAUGGGAUAACAUAUGGGAUGUGAGGCCCAAUGAACCAGCUGGUCGCCAAGGGUCAAAAGUGCAUAUGGUUAGAGGAAUGCCAAUGCGCCUUCGAUCCUGUGCAAUCCAAGCUGAGCUCCGAUUGACCUAUUGUCCGCUACGUCCAGUCACUGGAUAUCGUUGUGACAUAAGAUUCAUUCCGUUGCCAUAUGGGUACGAGCCUGCAAUUCACGUACGAUUAUGCCAUCCCCACGUGUACUUCAAUGUUGUUGCACCCGCUGGUGUAUGCACGAACCAUGAUGAUGAUUCAUUCCGUUGCCAUAUGGGUACGAGCCUGCAAUUCACGUACGAUUAUGCCAUCCCCACGUGUACUUCAAUGUUGUUGCACCCGCUGGUGUAUGCACGAACCAUGAUGAUGUUGGGUUAUGAGCCCGAUCCACCCAAAUUGCGUCCAGUCUUGUACACUUUGAUCGAUAAGAACUAUAGGCGAUACGUAUUUCCCAAUGUUUUCGUCUAUCUUAGACGACUGCGCGAAGAAGUUGGCAUUAUUGGACUGUUCACAACUGGACUACCCGCCAGCGUGCUUGGCUCAUAUGUGAAGUCGUACACGACAGAGAAGCUUAUCGAGGCAAGCCUACACUUCAAAUGCCUGACAGAAUCCGUGUUCAAAAAAUCUUUUUAUGUGACCAAUAGAGGACUCAAAGUAUUUGUACAAGAGACAUCUAAACUGGCUGCUGCUCGUUUAGCUGGCGUUGCUGUAAGCUAUCCGUUCCAAGUAAUUAUGAUACGACAAAUGGCGGAAUUUUCUGGUUGUACCGAGUCUUAUGGCAAUUUUCUUCUGGCUAUUCCACGAAUGAUCAGAGAUGAAGGGAUCCUGAGUUUGUUUAAUGGACUCAUUCCACGCCUGCUUGGUGAGCUUGUCACUGUUUGGAUGAUCAGUUGUUUCGUAUACGUUCUGAAUGAAUACGUUUUUACCGAACGUGUUGACCCAAAUCUUAAACAGUACACACCAAUGGUUGCUGCGAUGAUGGUCUCGAAUGCGACACAUCCCCUUACCGUGACGUCUACUGUCAUGGCUGUUAGCGGUUCCAGGCUUGACCUCGCACUUCCAUUCAAAAACUGGUGGGAUUGUUACCAGUUUCUUUCUGUCGAGUGCACUGCAACUUCUUCCAACCCACGUGUAACACUGUCCCAUCUUUUUACUUCAGGUAAAUCUCUACGUGCAAUGGAACCGUCCGAUGUAUGUCAACCCUAUUACCGACUCGGCACAGAUUAUGCCUUAAAGUGCCGGCGCAAAUCGAAACUUUUGGGAUUGCUCUCGGCGUUGCUUGGUGCGAUGUUGGUCGUUUUCUCUCUGUUACUGUUGUUCAAUGUUCUGAGACCGACUACCGAUCAAUGUUGGUGGCCUACACCAGGCAGCAGGUGCUUUUGGCCAUUAGGACGUCCUCAUCAGCUCUUACUGAUAAGCAUGGAUGGGUUUCGACACGACUAUCUGGAAUUGGCGCGAUCACGUUUCGGUCCCGAUUCGUUGCCGAAUUUCGCUCGUCUGGAAGCCGAAGGAGUUCGUGCGAAUAAAUCAAUAAACGCGUUUCCUACUAUCACCAUGCCUAACCACCAUACGCUGGUAACUGGACUGUAUCCGCAAGACAGUGGGGUGGUCGGCAAUGAUGUAUAUGACAAACGCUUUCCCAACAAAACUUUUAGUAUGGGUGAUCAGAAGAGCCUAAACGAAGCUCCUUGGUUGGAUGGAUGGCCCGAGCCUAUUUGGGUCACAUUGCAGCGGAAAGGUGGACUUGCUGGCUCUCUUCUAUGGCCACUGACGGACAACUUCGUCAAUGGAGAUUUACCAUUCCAACAGGUUUCACAGUUCACUACGCUCGAUGGUUCUGUACGUUAUCCCUAUACGAAGCGUGUAAAGGAUUUGCUGUGGUGGUUGGACAAUCCCCGUUACCGGCUAGACUUAGUAUUGGCCUACUUUGAUGAACCGGACGAGACGGGCCAUGCGUAUGGACCAGAGAGUGAGGAAGUCGCUGAAGUCGUUGUGGAGUUGGACAAAUCUUUGGGCCAGCUUUUGGACGGCUUGGAAGCGCGUCAUUUGCGUGACAAGGUGGACAUAAUUCUGACUGCAGAUCAUGGCAUGUCUGCCAUGUCACAUGAGCGCGUUAUUCCCUUAGACUUGUAUGUGAAUCCCAGUGAUUACACUUACACUCAGCUAUCUACAAUGGGUUUCAUCUACCCAGUGGAAGGAAAGGAACAAUUGGUCUACCAGAAACUGCUUAAUGCUCAUCCGCAUCUGAGCGUCUACUGGUUAUCAGAUACUCCGUCUCCACUUCGCUUCAACCACAGCAAUUCCAGAAUGCCGCCUAUCGUUCUUAUUCCCGAUCCACUGUGGCAUCUUACUCACCAAACCAAUGACUCUAUUCCAGGAACCAGGUACACUCAUUUGCAAAUCAAUUUGGUUUUCACAAGAGCCUCAACUGAAGCUCCCGUUUAUGAUGUUCUUCAGCUGAAUGUGCUGCACACAGGCCGCCUGGUUUCAGUUGGCACGAUAUUCGAGAUAUCGCAGUAUAUUUUCGUAAGGGGACCAGAUAGGACAACGACGGGACGGAAGAUUGCAAGCGCCUUGUUGGAUAAAACGGUUAUUGAGUACAUGGAAGCAAACAAUGGUAGAGCCAUGCCCGGUGUUGAACUCCAACCGUCCGAAAGCAACCAACCAUAUCAUCGACUUCUUAAUGAUUACUCGAAUAAGUGUCGACAUAGAUCCAAAGCAUUCAGCUUCCUUAACCUGGUGCUGACGAUUGUUUUGGUCCUUUCGGGCCUCCUCCUACUCAGCCUUCUCAAACCACUUGUGGAUCCGUGCUGGUUGCCCGUCCCGGGUAGUAGAUGCUUUUGGCCAUAUCACAAACCCCAUACCCUAUUACUUAUCAGCAUGGAUGGUUUUCGUCACGAUUAUCUAGAAUUGGUGCGGUUACGUCUUGGUCGCGAUUCAUUGCCAAACUUUGCCCGCUUGGAAGCUGAUGGGGUUCGUGCAAACAGAUCUAUAAACGCGUUUCCCACAGUCACCAUGCCUAAUCAUCACACGCUUGUGACUGGACUGUAUCCGCAAGAUAGUGGAGUGGUAGACAACAGCAUGUUUGACAGUCAUUGGCCAAAUGAGACGUUUGAUAUGGGCAGUCAAAAAAGUUUGAAUGAAGCUCCUUGGUUGGAUGGAUGGCCCGAGCCUAUUUGGGUCACAUUGCAGCGGAAAGGUGGACUUGCUGGCUCUCUUCUAUGGCCACUGACGGACAACUUCGUCAAUGGAGAUUUACCGUUCCAACAGGUUUCACAAUUCACCACGCUCGAUGGUUCUGUACGUUAUCCCUAUACGAAGCGUGUAAAGGAUUUGCUGUGGUGGUUGGACAAUCCCCGUUACCGGCUAGACUUAGUAUUGGCCUACUUUGAUGAACCGGACGAGACGGGCCAUGCGUAUGGACCAGAGAGUGAGGAAGUCGCUGAAGUCGUUGUGGAGUUGGACAAAUCUUUGGGCCAGCUUUUGGACGGCUUGGAAGCGCGUCAUUUGCGUGACAAGGUGGACAUAAUUCUGACUGCAGAUCAUGGCAUGACUUGGAUAACACGUGAUCGUAUGAUCGUCAUCGAUGAUUUGUUGGAUCCAGCAGACUACAGUGCGACUGAAUUUUCCAGUGUCGGACUCGUCUACCCUAAACCAGGCAAAGAAGAUGAAGUCUAUUCAAAGCUCCAUGGUGCUCAUCCACACUUGAAAGUAUACUGGCUAUCCGACACUCCCUCCGUAUUGAAUUUCAACCAUACUAACUCCAGAAUGCCUGCCAUUGUCCUACUUCCUGAUCCACUGUGGCAUCUUGUUCACAGUCGCAAUGAAUCAGGUCAAGGCGGUAUACACGGCUACUCACCUGAGUUUGCCGACAUGAACCCCUUCCUGAUCGCCAGUGGACCAUCCUUCCGCAGGCACGAAGUAGUUGAUCAAGUUUAUGCAAUCGAUAUUUACACGCUUAUGUGCUGGCUUCUUCGUAUUCGUCCCGGUUCUAACAACGGCAAUCUGGAGCGAAUAGCGAACAGCUUGCUCAAACCCGAAGUCGCUGAACGGCUCCUAAGCUUUGAACGUUGGCCGGAAUGGUUCGUCUGGGUGACUCUUGAGUUGGAAUUGAUGUGGCUCUUUAUGGUAGUGAUCGUGAUUGCGUCGGCAGCUAUUGCACUUGGCAUGUCACUCCACAUGCAACGCAAGUAUUCCCGUCUCGCUGAGCACUCGCGUGAUCAUUACGAGGAUAAGAACCCCGUGUUCUAAACAAGGCUGGAUUUUUUACAUCCGGGAUAUUAUUUACUAUGCAUUGACUUCGCCGCAUACUUCAUCAAAAUCUUUGUUGUCUUUCUUUCUCCUUAUUGAUUAUUUUCAUAUCUCUCCCGUAUAAUGAACAGAAGCGUCCUUUUCUAAAAUAUUCGAGUAUCUGGAUCUAAAAUAGCCAGCUCUCUUCAUCCGACUCAAUUCUCAUGCAACGUUUGGGUAAUCAGGAACAAUCUAACGCUGUAUUAAAAAUACUUCCACCUAUAACUUAUGACGUAAACAGUGAACACGAUUUCUUUCUCCA